Drosophila arizonae is the source of this 931-nucleotide messenger RNA. RefSeq names its product twisted gastrulation (gene tsg). Gene Ontology annotation, biological process: regulation of BMP signaling pathway. Lineage: Eukaryota; Metazoa; Arthropoda; Insecta; Diptera; Drosophilidae. The record is from RefSeq and is a predicted model, not a curated record.
CUUGUUUUAAAUUGCUUUUAUGACCAGCUAGCUAAUCCGCUACCUAGCAAAGCCACAGCCCGUGGCCACACCGUCCCUGCCCCUGGCCCAGUCCGUGCCCCUACCUGCCCCUGAUCAGGUCAGGUGUGCGGGCGGGCCGAUAUAUAGCCGAGUCGCCAUAUCCAACAUUGCAUCAUUGUGCGUUUGAGCCUCGAUUGCUGCAGUUAUGCUGAAGCUGGUGUUAAUAAUAAUUGGAUUCGGUUCGACGGUGGUCGCCAACGACGACGGCUGCAACGAAAUGGUCUGCGGCUCGGUAGUGUCCAAGUGCCUGCUCACCCAGAGCUGCCAGUGCAAGCUGAACGAUUGCCACUGCUGCAAGGAUUGCUUGAACUGCUUGGGCGAGCUGUAUACGGAGUGCUGUGGCUGCUUGGACAUGUGCCCCAAGCACAAGGACGUGUCCGCCGCGAUGACGCUGCGCUCGGAGAUCGGCGAUGUGGACGGUGUGCCCGAGCUCUUUGAUACUCUGACCGCGGAGGACGAUGACCAGUGGUCGACCAUACGCAUACCGAUGCGCGUCGGCUUCAAGCAGCGCAUGGAGGGCGAGUCCAAUCUGAUCAGCCUGCCCCGGCACAGCCGGCCGGCGGACACCGUCAACUGCACCGUCAUCUAUGUCAACUCGUGCAUCCGAUCGAACAAGUGCAAGCAGCAGUGCGAGAGCAUGGGCGCCAACAGCUAUCGCUGGUUCCACGACGGCUGCUGCGAGUGCGUGGGCGCCCACUGCCUGAACUACGGCAUCAACGAGAGCCGCUGCAGCUCCUGUCCGGAGCAGGAUCUGCUCACUGCGGAUGCGACCAGCUCCGACGCCGACCAGGAUCUGGAGCGCAUUUUUGGCUUUGAAGAUGACGCGCCCAACGACAUGUGGGACUAUGUGGAGGACGAGGAAAUGGAUUAA